Molecule: messenger RNA, 573 nt
Organism: Iphiclides podalirius (scarce swallowtail)
Lineage: Eukaryota; Metazoa; Arthropoda; Insecta; Lepidoptera; Papilionidae
Source: the annotation of a GenBank genome assembly
AUGGCCGGUGCUUGUGACGUUACCUUUAUUUCCUGUUUCGGUGCUGAUGUAAGACAUGGUUCAGGCACUUUUGGUACUAUUUGGGUGGGAGCUGGUGUUGAGGCGCGGGUAGUGGCGGGAGAUUCACAGGGAGCAGUGGUCGAGAUUUCUGGUUUUGGUGUGGGUGUAGCGCAUGGUUCUGGAACUUUUGGUACUAUCUGUGUGGUCGCUGGGGUAGGGGCGGGUGUUAUACAAGGAGCGGCAGUCGGGAUUUUCGGUUUUGGGGUAGGGGUCGUGCAUGGUUCUGGUACUUUAGAGGUGGGAGCAGAGGUAGCACAGGGGGCAGCAGUCGACGGUUCUGGUUUUUUGGUAGAUGUGAUGCAAGGUUCAGGUACUUUCGGUAUAAUUUGGGUGGGUGCAGGGGUCGGAGCAGGUGUAGCGCAGGGGGCAGCAGUUGAAGGUUCCGAUUUUGGUGUAGAUUUGAUGCAAGGUUCAGGCACUUUCGAUACUAUUUGGGUGGGUGCAGGUGUUGUGACAGGAGUUACACAAGUAGUAUGGGGAGCAAUACCCUGUUUUGAAGUUGACGUAGAACAG